Molecule: messenger RNA, 3023 nt
Organism: Myxocyprinus asiaticus (Chinese sucker)
Lineage: Eukaryota; Metazoa; Chordata; Actinopteri; Cypriniformes; Catostomidae
Product: homeobox protein meis3-B-like
Exons: 13
Coding region: 326-1573 (415 amino acids)
Biological process (GO): embryonic pattern specification; brain development; positive regulation of cell population proliferation
Molecular function (GO): DNA-binding transcription activator activity, RNA polymerase II-specific; RNA polymerase II cis-regulatory region sequence-specific DNA binding
Source: RefSeq, a predicted model, not a curated record
AGGUGGGGAGUGAGAGACCCCAUCGUGUUUUGACCCCCUAAACAACUCCCAGUCUCCGUCGCUCUCUCUCUCUCUCUCUCUCUCUGGUUUAAAGCUCCAUCGCUCAUUGUGGAGAGACUCAUUUGAGCCCGACGCGUCGCUUCAUGGACAUCGAUAGAACGGAUAGGACGCGACAUCAUCUCGGACGCACCGCUAACGUUGGAUACUCGGCCCGGUCCACGCUGCUGCUGCUACACUCUUACUAAGUUGUGGAGAGUGUCUCAUCAGCCGGUGCGGUGUGUGUUGUCUUCCGUAAGUGAGAGUGUGAACUCGGCUUCCGUAUCGCAUGGAGAAGAGGUAUGAGGAGUUGGUGCAGUACCCAGGCUCUGACAUCAUGCCUGUGGGAGGUUACGGGGACGCCAUGAGGUCACUACCUCCGCCACACUAUGGCCACACUGUGCCUGACUCGCUCAAACACCACAGGGAUCUGAUCUAUGGUCAUCCUCUGUUUCCACUCCUGGCGCUGGUGUUUGAGAAAUGUGAACUUGCCACCUGCUCGCCACGAGACUCCGCCUCCAUGUCAAACCUUUCCCACCUUACCGGCAUGACCAAUCACAGCGACGUCUGCUCCUCUGAAUCAUUCAAUGAUGACAUCGCAGCCUUCGCCAAACAAAUUCGAUCUGAGAAACCCAUCUUUUCAUCAAAUCCAGAACUGGAUAAUCUGAUGAUCCAGGCCAUUCAAGUACUACGGUUUCAUCUAUUAGAGCUAGAAAAGGUUCAUGACCUCUGUGAUAAUUUCUGUCACCGCUACAUCACGUGCCUGAAGGGCAAGAUGCCCACUGAUUUAGUGCUGGAAGACAGAGAGGGCGGAUCCAAAUUGAACAUGGAGGAUUUCACUGGUUCUUGCACAAAUCUGUCAGAACAAAAUCCGUCUUGGUUGCGAGACCCGGAUGACUGUGUGUCGACCCCCUCAGGCACCCCCAGCGCAUCCUGUGGUCUCACGUCACAUAGCAUAGAGAACUGCAGCGAUGCAGGUGAUGGAUUGGACGGAAGUGUGGCAUCUCCAAGCACAGGAGAAGAAGACGAAACGGACAGAGAUAGACGAAACAACAAGAAAAGAGGGAUUUUUCCCAAAGUUGCAACAAACAUUAUGAGAGCUUGGCUCUUCCAGCACCUAUCGCAUCCAUACCCCUCUGAAGAACAGAAAAAACAGCUCUCCCAAGACACAGGUCUCACCAUACUGCAGGUCAACAACUGGUUUAUAAAUGCCAGGCGCAGAAUAGUCCAGCCAAUGAUCGACCAAACAAAUCACUCAGGCCAGGGUGCUCCGUACAGUCCAGAGGGGGCGGCUCUUGGAGGUUAUGGCUUAGAUGCUCAGUCUCAUUUAGGUCUUAGGACAUCAGGUCUUCAGGGAAUGCUGUCUCUGCCCACAGAUUACCCCGGAGCCCUUCUGGCCCAGCCAGGGUAUUCCCACCCGGGGCCGUCCCUGCACCCAUACCCUGGCCCCCACACUACCAUGCUGCUCCACCCACCACCCCACGCCCACCCUGCUGAACCCCUCAUAGCACAAGGCCUUGACAUACAUGCCCACUGAGACCAGAGCAGGGCAGAGAAGGUGCUGAAAGUGGGCCGGAGCGGUAUAUUGUAAAUUGACUUUGCAGUACCUGCAGAGCCUGUCACCCUCAGCAAACUUUCAGGGCUCCAGCCCGGUGGACACAAUGACUCUGAGAAUGUCUUAAAUGCAAUGACGUGUACGAAAAUGUCCUUUUUAUGCACUCAAUUCUGUGCAACGUGACUGUAUGCAAAGCCUGAAAGACUUGUUACAUUCCUUAGCCAUUUAUCGGCAUUUAUUGCUAAUUAACUCUUCCUCACAAUGAUUUAAAUGGAUGAAUCUCAUGAAGAACUUGUCCAGGUCAUUUUUCAGUCCAAAAUCAACAGAACAAAAUGAGAAAUUAUAUUUUGCAAGAAAAUUAAGGCUAUUUUUAGGACCUGCAUGAGUUUUUGCAUUGUGACAUCGGUUUUAUUGGUAAAAAUGUCCUUAAAAAAAUGAUUGCUGUAAAACAAUGUUUCGUACUUUUUAAAUGGACUUCACAAUUUUAUAUCUUUUUUUUUUUCUUUCUUUCUUUGCAUUAGAGGGAGUUUUAAAUGGGCUUAAUGCCACAGUGGUCUUAAAGAAGGCUUCAUUUUCUUCAUGCAAAAUAUAAUUUCUUAUUUUUUCAUUAUUUCUUGGCAGUUUUAGUGAGAUUCUCCCAGAUGCACUGUACUGAAGACAUUGAUCAUCUAGUCUUAGCUGCAACAUUGCUAUGUUCGACUGAAUAUACACAAGUCUUCCUAUGGCCUUGGGGUGAGCAGACAUCUCCCUGACUCUAACGUUAAGGCCUUCAUCAUAGCCUUUCUUGCCUUGACUCAGAAAACCCUCCUGAGGAGCAUAAACUGAAGACAGCGUAUACCUCCUCGGUCAGGACUCUCAAGAAGUCCUGAAAAAGUCUUCUGAGAUGAAUGAUUACACCAAAUCCUCAUAAUUUAACUGGGUGAAUAUCAGGAAACCAUUCAAGAACAUGUCCGGGUCAUAUUUCACCCCAAAAUCAUUGUGACGUUAUUUUCACAACAAUUAAGUACAUUUCUGCAAAGAAUAUCAUCCUCACAACUCUAAUGUGACAAAUAUUAUUAAAUUAGAAGUCAUUUAAAUGGUAAAGUAUUAAUUUAUCAUGGGGGUAUUUGUUGUUCUGCCUUUGAAUUGUACUGAUUUAAAUAAUAAUAAAAAAAAUAUAAAAAUUACUUUGAGGCUAAUGAGAAUAAUCACUGAUAAUAUCGAGAAUUACAAUAAAUAAAUAAAACUUUCAGAUGCAUUAUGCUAAUGAGAAUUAAGAGGUGCUUAAUUGUCAUGAAAAUAAUGUCACAAUGAUCUCACAAAUAGUCUCAAUUUUCAGUAAACAAAUGUAACUAUUUUUCUUUAGAUUUUGUGGCGAAAUGUGACCCAGACAUGUUUUCAUGAGAUUCACUGCUAAACUUUUGAACACGGUCAAUAAAAUGUAGAAAGUUGA